GACAACUAUGCUGUUGUGUUGUGUUACCUUGACAACAGCAUCUGCACUGAAAAUUGUCCCCUUACGUUUCAUACGUUUUAUAAAUCAGUCCCAUCACAUCGAUGUCACUGUCAAAGAAUAAGACAUCAGUGUGCAAAACUUUCAACGAUUGUAGAAAGCCAACUGAGAAGUGGGAGGGAAGAUGUGUUGUGUAUUACAAAUGUGGCCUCCUUGGUACCAUACAUGAUGUCUUGAAACAAAGGCCAGGCUGGGUAGAAGUCAAAGAUGAUGGUGAAUGGGACUUCCAAUGGUGUGAAGUAGGCUGGCUCAGGGAGAAUUUUGAUCAUUCAUACAUGGAGGAACAUGCAAGGAUCAACCACUUUCGCAACCAUUAUGAGCUGACCCGCAAAGACUUUCUGUUAAAAAACCUGAAAAGAUACAAAAGGACUCUGGAAAGGGAGGCCAGCUGCACAAAUGGCUCCAAAUGUGAUUUUUUUCCCUGCAGUUUUGCACUGCCUAAUGAGUAUCAUCUCUUUGUGGAGGAGUUCAAAAGAAACCCUGGCAGCACCUGGAUCAUGAAGCCGGCUGCAAAAUCUCAAGGCGCAGGCAUCUUCCUUUUUAAGAAACUGAAAGACAUCAUGGAUUGGAGGAAGCAUGAUGGCACCCGCUCAAAGGAGCAGAAAGAUGCAGCUCAAGUGGAAAGCUAUGUGGCACAGCGUUAUAUUGAGAACCCCUACCUGCUUGGUGGCAGGAAGUUCGAUCUGAGGGUCUAUGUGAUGGUAACAUCAUAUUUUCCCUUGAAGGCAUGGCUUUAUCGUGAGGGCUUUGCACGCCUCUCAAGCACACGUUUCUGCCUAAAUAGUAUUGAUGACAAAUAUGUACAUCUCACUAAUGUGGCUGUUCAAAAAACAGCUCCUGACUAUGAUCCUGAAAAGGGAUGUAAAUGGAAGCUCCAGAAGCUCCGUAUGUAUCUGACUGCAAAGCAUGGGAGACAGAUGGUAGAAACUCUCUUCAAAGAGAUGGAUAACAUUAUCAUCAUCAGUCUACAGAGUGUGCAGAAAAUCAUUAUAAACGACAAACACUGCUUUGAACUCUAUGGCUAUGACAUUAUGCUGGAUGAGAACCUCAAACCGUGGUUGAUUGAGGUCAAUGCCUUUCCAUCGCUUGCACCCAGUAGUCAAGAGGAUUAUGACAUGAAGUACAGAUUAUUGGAAGAUACUGUAAAUAUUGUGGAUAUGGAAAGAAGGUUGACUGGAAAGGAGAAGAGGGUGGGUGGAUAUGAUCUCAUGUGGAAUGAUGGGCCUGUCUAUAGAGAGGAUGCUGACCCAGAAGUAUUUGGUUGUUCAUGUUUAAGAGCCAACACAUAUUUGGGAUGUAUGAAUGACAGGGAAAACCAGAUUUUUAAACAAAUUCCAGCCCAGAAGGUUUGAUGUUCUACAAAAGAAGUUAAUAUGGCAGAUUGGGCAUUAAGGUCUCUAUCAUUUCUGCAAGUAGGUUUACAUGCUGGGUCAUAUUUGAAUACUUAUGAGUCUGUCAAGUUAGUGGUUCUCAACUGGUUUGGCUGCGGGACCCACCAUCGCCCCUCAAUAACACAUGUCCAGCAGAUAUCUGCAGCUAUGUGCCGGACGAAUGGCAUGUUAAGUCCCCACUCCAUGUCCUUCCCGUCCCGCUCAAGUUUAACAAAGUCGCCCAUAAACAUACCACACACCUUGUGGCGGCGUAGCACGUGAAUGGCACAGACAAGAACGCAAGGUUCAGUCAUAGAUAUUGGGUCAUUACAUUUUUUCCCCCCAUGCAACCCACUGAAAACUGCUCAAUUUUGGGUCACAACCCACCAGUUGAGAAUCAAUGGUGUACAGUACUUUACUCUGGUAAUUGAUAAACUGAAUAAGACUAAAAUUCAGGAUAUUUAAGACGCUGGAGGGUAAAGCUUAAUAUUUGUAAUAAAAACUAUUAGGAGCACAGCACCAAGUUUUUUCAUUUGUUCAUAUAAGCAGCCAAUGGAACACUUCUGUGCAGUUUAUUUCAAUGUCAAACAACUAUUUACUUUCACCAUUAAAGAAAUAUAACCACAAUGUUUCUGCCAUGCAUCACAGGGCUUUGAUAGUUCACACAUAUCUCAAUGCAUAUCUCUUUACAAUUUGACUCAAGCAAAUGUGGUAAAACACAUGGAUGCACUAUUGUAAAACAUGU
Molecule: messenger RNA, 2172 nt
Organism: Dunckerocampus dactyliophorus (ringed pipefish)
Lineage: Eukaryota; Metazoa; Chordata; Actinopteri; Syngnathiformes; Syngnathidae
Gene: ttll9
Product: tubulin tyrosine ligase-like family, member 9
Exons: 14
Coding region: 102-1409 (435 amino acids)
Biological process (GO): microtubule cytoskeleton organization; protein polyglutamylation
Cellular component (GO): cilium
Molecular function (GO): tubulin-glutamic acid ligase activity; tubulin binding
Source: RefSeq, a predicted model, not a curated record